Ambispora leptoticha is the source of this 309-nucleotide messenger RNA. Lineage: Eukaryota; Fungi; Glomeromycota; Glomeromycetes; Archaeosporales; Ambisporaceae. The record is from the annotation of a GenBank genome assembly.
AUGACUCGCGCACCUAUAACCUCGUCACCCUCGCACAGUCCACCCAGUUACGCGGAUUCAACUGGUUUAUCAGAACCAUCAAAACUGCAUGUAAAAGAAACAAAUAAUAAACAUCGUCACAGUAGUCAUCUUCCGCCCACUUAUCGUUAUUUGAAUUCAGUGGCGGAUGAUGACUUUUUACAUGAUAUUGGUAACGAUGAAGAAUUACCAUCUUAUGAAGCAGCAACUUCAAAUGGCAUCUCUACAGCUAGUGCUAAUAAAUGUAACAUUGAGGUACAGAAAGAUGAUGAAAAUACCUAUAUUGAAUGA